UGCCGCGGCCGCGGCGCCGCCCAGCGCGAUCGGGGAGUCCCCGGCAGCCGUGCCGAGCCGAGCCGAGCCGUGCUGUGCCGCCUGAGCCGCGCGGGACAUGGCGAACGGGCUGUGCCUGAACGGGUGCAAGCGGCCCGGUGAAGGCGCGGAGGGGCCGCGGAAGAGGCGGAAGGCGGAUGGCGGCCGCGAGGAAAAGUCCUGUCGUUUGUCAGCAGCCCUGCUUGGCGAGGACUCUGAAAUCAGCCAGGACCAGCUGUAUGAGCUGCUGAAAUACGCAGCUCUGGGGAAACGCCACAAUGCAGCACAGCCCAGCUGGUGCCGUAUUUAUCACCAAAGCCACCUGGCUGGAGUUGUGGUUGUUGUUCUACACGAAAUGAGCCAACUCCAUUUCUACAGAUUCUAUUUACAGUUCAAACACCUCAGGAAAGUAUUCCAGCAUAGAUUCACAUUAGCACCUUCUGCUAACUUCCCAGUCAGCCUGUAUGGAGAAGGAACAAACCUGAAGCCUCAAAACAAUCCACAAGGCUUGACUUCCACCAGCAGCGAAUGCAUUACUAAGAAGUCAGACUUGCAAUGUGAUCCCAUCAUUCAGAGAUAUGGAGCAAAAAAGCAAGGCCUUACAAGCUAUACUCUAACUUUAGAAGAGCAGGAAAAACAUGGCUAUCCCAUAGAAGGUUCCCCUAGAUCCGAGGGCUACAUCUCCACAGAGUGUGAUCAGCAGAGGACAGACAGCAGCCCCCUCUUCGGUCUGGAUUGUGAAAUGUGUGUGACUGCCAAAGGGAGUGAGGUCACCCGUGUGUCUCUGGUGGAUGCCCAGGGCCAGUGCCUCCUGAAUGAACUGGUCAAACCUGAGAGCAGAGUGAUGAACUACUGCACCAGAUUCUCAGGAGUCACAAAGAAAAUGCUUCUUCCAGUGAAGACAAGACUGUCAGACAUCCAAACCAGGCUAAAAAAAAUGCUUCCCCAUGAUGCAGUAUUGGUGGGCCAUUCUUUAAAUUUUGAUCUUCAGGCUUUGGAGAUGAUCCACCCCAGUGUAAUUGAUACUUCACUGCUUUUUGCCAGAAGUGAAGGUCGAAGAUUUAAGCUCAAAUUUCUAGCCAAAGCUGUUUUAGGGAAGGAGAUUCAGUGUGAACAGAAGCUUGGGCAUGAUCCUACAGAAGAUGCUAGAGCUGCAUUGGAAUUAGCUCAAUUCUUCAUUGAGCAAGGACCCACAAAGGUAGCAGAACUAAACUUGGAGAUGCUUCUGACAGCUGAAAAAUGGGCUGAGCUCUCACAGAACAAAGCUGCACUACAGCCACAAGGAUGUGGGUUCCAGGAACAGCUGAAUGAGCCUCCACCAUCAUCCAGACCAUGUUUUUUAGAUUGUCUGCAGGUGACAGGCAAAAAACCCCUCCUCUUGGGCAGACAGGGAUUAGACUCUUCUGGCCUGUGUCAGAGUAACCUGAGCACUUCAAACAAACAGAUUCUUCAGAGAGCCUUGGAAGAUGUUCCCCUGUCCAAAUUCAGUAUCAUUCAGUUCAGUUUGGGUCCAGAGUAUCUUGCAUCUCACUUUCAUGCUGGACUUUAUGAAAAGGUGAGAAGCAAGCUGACUGACAUGCUGACAAUUUACGCAGGUCCUUUUGAGGAGAACUUCUGCAUGAAGCGUGUGAAGAAAAAAUUUGGGAGGUGUGGACCAAUUCAGUCCCUUACAGUGGUAACUGAAACAUUCCAGCCCUAUGUCUGUAUCCAGUAUGAAGUGCUGGAAGCUGCCCAGCUUGCAAUUGAAAGACUGAAUGGAGCUGAGGUAGCAGGAUCCUACAUUAAGGUCCAGAGACCAGUCACUGCAGCAAUGCUGGACUGCAAGGUUCUGAUUAAGGAACUAGAACUGGAUGUAGAAAAUGAAGGUGUGAUUUAUGUGGCUGGUCUAAAGAAUUCAUUAACAGAGACAGACUUGCAAGAAGAAUUCAGCCAGUUGAAAGACCUGGAAACACUGUUCCUGCCAAAGGAUCUUCAGAGUGGAAAGCACAGGAACUGCUGUUUCCUCAAAUUCCAGAAAACCCAGAGUGCUGUGGAUGCCCUUGAAGCUAUAAAUGGAAGGACCAUGAAGGGUAGUGUGUUAAGAAGUAGGAAUGCCCUUGCUCCAGGUCACCUCUGGAGAUGGAUUUGGCAAAUGAACCACAGCAAUGGGAAUCAAGGAAAACACAUCUUCUAUGAGAAAAUGGAGCAGCUGUCUGACUCUGAGCAGGAUCUAAGGAAAAAGGUGAAGAAGUUAGACCACCAUAUCAGAAAGCUUUAUAGAAGCCUGCAGAACAACACCCUGUGCAUUGUUCUCUUCCCUGGAGUGAACAGCAUGCAUGGAUCACAAUCUGGCCUUGGUCUGAUGGGAAUAAAAGAUGAUGAAGGGAGGAGUGCUUGUUAAACUGCCAAGAUUUUAAGCAAAGUCUUUUGUUAAGAUAUUUUUAAUUACUUUAAAUAUUGACGUCUUUGUAAAGAUCUCUUACCAUAAGAACAAUAGGCUUUCACUUUGUAUCUUCUACAAUUCUAAAAAUAAAACCAUUCAAAGUGUCUUAAAGCCCAAAACUUUUUCCAUUAACCCUUGUUGCUGUGGUGAGGUGGAGCCAGGCAGGUGCUCAGGGGCAAACCAGAGCAGUGCUCACAGGAGCUGGGCAGGAUUGGCCUGUGGCUGCCAUUCCUUGCUGGAGACCAAGGCACCAGCUGGGGCAUCUCCCCUGCAGCAUCCCAGGCCAUAAACCAGCCAGCCAGGUCAGUGCAGAGCCUGCAGCAGCUGCUCAGCAGUUAAAGCCACCCCAGGAAUUGUGUGGAUUUCUGGAACUGUGCUCUGCCAACUCCUGGAGUUGCUGCCUCCUUUCUGGGAAAGUGCUGUACUUAGUCCAUGGAAAGGAGGAAUCAGUGAUUCAUACUCCUUGGACAAUCUCCACUUUCUCCUCCCUCCCCUCCCACACACACACAAAAAAAAAAUUAUAAAAAAAAAGUUUCCAUGUGGCUGUGGGAGGGGCAAGGGAUGUUUUAAGGAAAGCACAUGGCUGUGUGGACUUGCAUGGCUUUCCACAGGGAGCUGGAGCAGGAUGAGGUGAUUUGCAACCUGACAGCUCCAGACCUGUCCUUUGCAGCCACUGCCACUUGAAACUGAGGCUGCUUGAGCAUAUUUUGUUAACACAGAAUUUCCAAGCACAAAGAUGCUUAGGAGAAUUUUAGACACUCAGAAAAAAAUUGAAAUAAAAGGAAGUGUUUGUUAAAAGGUUUGACCAUGAGUGAGGGAUUUUUUUCAUGUGAAUUGGAAUAGGCUAAGACAAAGUUGAAGUAGUUAUCAUUCCAGAAAUUAUUAAAUACAGCUGAUGGAAUAUUUACACCCUCCUACUUUCCAACCCUAAGUUCACUGUGCUGGGCUGGGUUCUCUCCUUGUGCUGGAAUUUAGAAGCUGAAAGUUGCUGCAUGGAGGAGCAGGCACAAAAACAGGAAAGCAGGAGGAAGGUAAGUUCAGCACAAGCCCAGGAGCAGUAGUGAGCAGGCAGGAGAUGCUCAUGUUGGUGUCAUUAAUGACUGAAUUUAAAGCCACCUGAAAAUCAAUUAUUCAGCAAGAUAAAUGCAGCCAAUUUUUUCUCACACAAAGGCACUUUGGCCACUCCAAGUGAGCCUGGCAUUCAUUUGGCUCCAGCUAUUGCAAAGUGGCAUAAGCAAUAACAUCAGUGCUCCUACAGAAUGAAAGGCAGCCAGUGCCUUCAGCAGCACAGCCAGUCCCUGCUGCUGAACAGGAGGGGAAGGGCAGUCUGACCCCAGCACUCAUCCCUCUCCAAGGAUUCCCUCCUGUUCAGGCUCUUCACAUCCAGCAUCUCCUUGCUGCAGACAUUUGCACUGCAAAGUUGAAAAAAACCAGCUGGUUUUCCUUCCACACUUAAAAACUAGGU
Messenger RNA from Oenanthe melanoleuca, 3905 nucleotides. RefSeq names its product RNA exonuclease 5 (gene REXO5). Gene Ontology annotation, molecular function: exonuclease activity; RNA binding. The coding region runs from base 98 to 2398 and encodes 766 amino acids. Lineage: Eukaryota; Metazoa; Chordata; Aves; Passeriformes; Muscicapidae. The transcript is spliced from 19 exons. Gene Ontology annotation, cellular component: nucleus. The record is from RefSeq and is a predicted model, not a curated record.